AUGCAUACAUUCAAUAAAUCUGAGCCACCACUACGAAGUAAUGGUGGUAUAAAACAUAAACGAGAUCGUAUGGAGGAGCUUCGACAGUGUUGGGCAAAUAAGUGGACAAAAAUAUGUUGCUGUCUGCUGAUUUUAUUAAUUGCACUAGCUAUUAUAUUACCAAUUAUCUUCACACAGACACUAAGACGAGGACCGAAUCGGUUCACUUGGACUCCGCCACUUCAAUAUCGUUUAGGACAAAACAAUCCUACAGUGGUCAGAAUGACGACUUAUCCUAAUCAAGUUCGAUUUGAUGUUAGCGGUGAUAUACCGUUUAAAAAAGGAAAAUAUGUAUCAGUGUAUGACUUUAGAACGCGAAAAACCAUUUUGAUUGAUUUAUCGUUAAAGAAUAACGAAAAAAAUUUGGUGUGUUUUGUAAUGGACAUCAAUUCCACUAUUGUACCCAAUCGAGAAGUAUUGGAAAAUGCAGCCAGGAACAGUGGCGACGUAAGAAGAGAGCAACUACAAGGUUGGUAUGAAUCGUGGAAUUACGUACCCAGACCAUAUUCUGGUAAUACUGCGAACAUAUUUUCGGCAAGCAUUCCUGAAUGCGAAUUUGCUCGUUGGGUGGAACUUACUUACACAGCAUACGACCAAAGAGGUCAGAAAUGUUCCGAGUGUUACGAUUUUUGUCUACCUGAACUUGGAAUAGAAAGAGAUCCAAUUCGUGGUGAAAGUUACCUAAAUAUUGUACGUCGAGUAUGCUUUAACCUAUUCGUGCCUGAAUGGCGUUCUUAUGCUUAUAGUAAUGAGCAAAAUCAACGUGAUUUUGAAACUUAUUAUGGGAAUACUAAUGAAGCUCUGAGGACAAAUGGUAACAGCAACCUACCAGAUGCUAGAAAUUUUGAAACCAAAUGGAUUCCGCUUCAACAAGUUUCACGUAAAAUUUUUUUGACUAUAUAUAUAUAUUUAAAAUAUUUGCCAAAACUGUUGGUGAAAUUUGACUGUUCAGAAAGGUUAUCGAACCUCACGCAUCAAGCUGUGGAUGCUCUACAAACUACUGUUAUGGGUGCCGCACAAAGCGUUUUUGGGAAUCAUCCGAACGGCCGGAAUAGUGGAAACGGUGCUAACGGUAACGGAUAUGUAAAUGGAAAUGGUUUCAUGCGUCCGUACACGUCAAUCACUAACAAUGGCAAUGGCCAAGACGAAAUGGGAUUUUCAAAUCAACAGGUAGCACAAGACUUUGUUUCGCUCUGGAGAAAUGACGUUUUUGUUGUCAUUUGCUGUAAAAAAAACGUUGUUCUUUUUACAUUAGAAAGCCAUUUUUCAGUCCGCAUGGGAAAACGGAAGAUCUCAAGGUGUUUUAGACGGAUCACAACGACAGGUAACUACAAAUGGAACACCAGUGCAACAAGGUCCAGUAAAUCCUCCUUAUCAGCAGUCAAAUCAGGGGAUUGUAUCUGGACUAAACAAUCCAAAUAA
This is a messenger RNA of Enterobius vermicularis (human pinworm), 1461 nucleotides long. The record is from the annotation of a GenBank genome assembly. NCBI's taxonomy places the organism in Eukaryota, Metazoa, Nematoda, Chromadorea, Rhabditida, Oxyuridae.